CUUGUGCUUCUGUGACCUCGUGCUCUUUAGCUCGUGCCUUCUUUCAUCCGGCUUUGUCCACAGGUGAUCACAAAACGUUUGACAGCUCCUUCGAGAAUCUGUGGCUCUUUCCUUGCCCUCAAUGAUGUCUGGAACACAAUUUCUAUUUCUUGCCAUUCUCUCUGUUCUCCCUCCACACCAAGUUUCAGGCGGAAGGUUAAACAUAUUUGUACGUCAUUUUGAGCCGGUGUCCUACGACACAGCCGACGUGCACAUGAGCCACUUACGCAGGAAGCGUUCCAUAUCAGAUGACACUGUUGCUGUUCAGCUCCGUAGCCAUAACAGAGAUUUUCACCUUCGCCUGAAGCCGGACACGUCAAUGUUCCACAAAGACAUCGUCGUUGAGACGACCCAGCACGGUGUCAUUGAGCCUGAGCUGGACCACAUAUACACGGGCCACGUCGUCGGGGACGACAAUAGUCACGUCUACGGCGCUCUCCAUGACGGCGAAUUCGAAGGUGGGAUUGAAACCACCAAUGGCACAUAUUACCUGGAAUCCGCCAGAAAGUAUUUCCAACAUCCGACACCAUUCCACUCCAUCAUGUACGACACGAGGGACGUCGAGCUUCCUCAUGCUACCAGAACAAGAACUGGAAGCUGGUGUGGGUUGAACUCCAAAACUAAAAAGUGGAUGGAGGACGUAUACAGGAGCAUGGAACCAAGUCCUCGUGUAUCCACAAAGGGUCAUCACAAGGCCAAACAUUCGCACACAUGGAUCGGUCGCAGGCUUCAUGCUAGUGAUCUUGCCUCCUCUGAGGAAGAAAAACGGAACGACAAGACUCCGAGGAAUAACGACGAAUACAGCGAUCAAGAACGCGGCAACGUUACUGGGAGAGGAUCCUCGGCUUCUAGGCGAGUGUGCACUCUCGAGGUUAACGUCGACCACUUACUUUUUCAAAAGUACUCGGAGGCUGGCGGUGACAAGAAGCAGAUCAGAGCCAGGCUAUCAGCUGCGAUUGCCUCUCACAUCGUGCGAGUAAAUAAAAUUUAUAGGGCCACAGACUUCAACGGUAUCGAGGAUGUCAACUUCGCCGUGCUAAAAAUUUAUAUAAACGACAGCUCAAACUGUAUAGGACCAAACGCAGCGACCAACCCAUUUUGCGCCGGUCCCAUGGAAGUCACAGAUUUUUUGAACAUUCAGUCAUCGAAGAACCAUGACGAAUUCUGCUUGUCUUAUGCGUGGACAUACCGAGACUUCGCAGACGGAGUUCUUGGCUUGGCUUGGAUAUCACAAAGCCCUAGCGUUGAUGUCUUGGGACAGACUGGCGGCGUCUGCCAGAAAUAUAAGUCUUCCCUCGACCCCAAAACAAAGGAGUUCGUGAGCCUUGGUCUCAACACAGGAAUUAUCACUUUCAUUAAUUUCAACACGUUCGUGCCAUCAUACGUUUCAGAAAUAACCCAAUCACAUGAAAUCGGUCACAACUUUGGAUCUCCUCACGACACAGGUGACAAGUGCGCACCUGGUGUAGAUAAGGGAGGAAACUACAUCAUGUAUCCGUACGCCACAAAAGGAAAUUUGGAGCACAAUGACAAAUUCUCACCCUGCAGCAUCGGAAAUAUGUCGGGCGUGCUCAUUCCUAUGCUGAAGGGAGACAGUAAUCGUGAGAACUGCUUCCAAGAUUACAGCGGUGAAAUUUGCGGAAAUGACAUCACCGAAGGUAAAGAGGAAUGCGACUGCGGGCUGGACGCUAGCGAGUGCACAGACCAAUGUUGCUAUCCACGACAUAAUGACGCACACAAGAAAGGCUGCACGCUUCGGCCAAACAAGGAAUGCAGCCCGACAGCCGGACCAUGUUGCGCUGCUGACUGCAAGCUCCAACCACAUACAUUGGCGUGUGAGAUAGAGAGAGACUGCACUCAACAGGCUUUCUGUGAUGGAAAAGCCGCAAAGUGUCCUGAACCAGUUAAGAAGCCAGAUAACUCGGCUUGCAAUAACAAGACUCAAGUAUGCAAGGCCGGGGAAUGCUCAGGGUCCAUCUGCGAGAAGUAUGGUCUAAACGGGUGCUAUCUGCCAAAAGCUGGCUACACCAUAGACGAGCAAUGUCUCGUCGCCUGCAUAGAUCCUAAUGAUCCAAAAGCCAAGUGCAAGAUGGCCUGCGACUUUCCGAAAGCGAAGGAUCUCUGCGGCUUGAAGAUGAUGCCGGGGUCUCCAUGCCUGGAUUUAGCUGGCUACUGCGAUGUGUUUCAGAAGUGUCGGGGGAUAGAUGCUGAAGGACCGCUGUUGAAACUUCAUAGAAUGAUCUUUGGUGGGGAAUCCGUUGGAAAAGUGAAGAACUUCAUACAGAACAACGUGGCUCUUUCCAUCAUCAUCCUAUUGGCCGUCGUUGUGUUUCUCAUCUUAAUGAUCCGCUUUUGUACCCUGCACACACCAAGCAGUCACCCACAGAUGGAACACGAAAUCAAGAUGGAAAAAAUGCGAAGCAAAUAUGGGCUUACUACUGUACACUAAUUGAACUGUCACAUCUGUCGGUCCAGCUCAGGGUAAUAAAACCUAUCAUUGCUUGUUUUU
Messenger RNA from Ornithodoros turicata, 2548 nucleotides. Its product is annotated as disintegrin and metalloproteinase domain-containing protein 10-like. Gene Ontology annotation, biological process: Notch signaling pathway; membrane protein ectodomain proteolysis. Gene Ontology annotation, cellular component: plasma membrane. The record is from RefSeq and is a predicted model, not a curated record. Lineage: Eukaryota; Metazoa; Arthropoda; Arachnida; Ixodida; Argasidae. Bases 122 to 2488 code for a protein of 788 amino acids. The transcript has 13 exons. Gene Ontology annotation, molecular function: metalloendopeptidase activity.